Messenger RNA from Clonostachys solani, 522 nucleotides. NCBI's taxonomy places the organism in Eukaryota, Fungi, Ascomycota, Sordariomycetes, Hypocreales, Bionectriaceae. The record is from the annotation of a GenBank genome assembly.
AUGAAGGCAUUUAUACAAUUAAUUUCCAUUGCCCUUGCGGCUACUGGAAUCUCAGCCAUUUACACAUCCACUCUUAGUGCCCAGAACCGAGAUGCCCCCGAUGUGAAUGCUCGACCAAUCGCCCUUAACGGCACGGUCGCCGGUACUUAUUGGGAUUUUGAGUCUGGAAUCGAUUUCCAAGGCUUCCCGAUCAUCCAAGUCGAGAACGAGAAUAAUCCCGGCCACUAUUCCUUUCAACUAUAUGGGGUUGAGGGUGAUCAAGUCCUAGGUCUUGAGGAUAAUGUCCUCACCGUUUUAGACAACAAUAAUAACACCUCCUCGCACUACAAUAUUUUUACAGUGGCCUGGCCUUGGCUUGUGUCAUUAGACAUGCCCGGAGGCUGGGUUGCAGUUCGCACAGAUACCACACAGGAGUCUUGGCAAGAUCCUUUCAAGAGUAUGUGGGAUGACAAGCAGAACAUGAGCAAAAGGGCUGCUGUUGGCGACAUUUUCCCUAUUCAAGUUAUUCUCUGGGAGUCUUAG